AUCUUGGUUUCACACAACAACACAAUCACUGUUGAGAGUGGUUACCAACGACUUAUUUCUCUGCUAAAUCUACUACAUUCGUCAAGCAGAAACAACAAAAAUGUCUCUAGUCGCUGCACACCCAAAACACACAUCGAAAGGAGGUGCACAGGCCGAUGGAUUUUCGACAAAAUCAAGACUGAAGGGCGUCAAGGUGACUGGACCACCGGAUGCUGGUGCAUUCAGAGAGCGACCAGCCAAACCAACUUCGUUUAGGAAAUUCUACGAGCGAGGUGAUUUCCCAAUCGCACUCGAGCACGACACCAAAGGAAAUAAGAUAGCAUGGAAGGUAGAAAUCGAGAAGCUAGAUUAUCAUCAUUAUCUACCAUUGUUUUUUGAUGGGCUUUGCGAGACGACUCACCCUUACGAGUUCUUUGCACGCCAGGGCGUACACGACAUGCUGGAGCAUGGCGGUCCAAAGAUUCUGCCAGUUAUUCCACAACUCAUCAUCCCCAUCAAGAAUGCACUCAGUACGAGAAACAGGAAAGUAAUCUGCACAACGUUGAAGGUCCUGCAGCAUCUAGUGGUGUCAGCCGACAUGGUAGGAGAAGCACUGGUGCCCUACUACAGACAGAUUCUUCCAAUCCUCAACAUCUUCAAGAACCAUAACCUCAACUCGGGCGAUGGCAUUGACUACAGUCAACAGAAGAGAGAAAACAUCGGCGAUCUAAUCCAGGAAACACUAGAAGCUUUUGAAAGGCACGGGGGCGAAGAUGCAUUUAUCAACAUCAAAUAUAUGGUUCCAACGUACGAAUCAUGCAUGCUGAACUAAUUCUAAACUUUACAACAUCAACAUUACAGACUUUUUUUAUUGACUGGCAGAUUGUGAAGGGACUUUUACACAACUAAAUACAGAAGCAACUUGGAAUGUUUAUAUGUCUUUAUUGUAUAGUUGGAAAAGGUUCUGUGAACCAGAAUUUAUUUCACUUGCGUGUGGAUAGUAAGACAUGUUUCAUGCAAUUAUAUUGAGUAAAAAUGGAAAUGUAUUAUUUGCAAUUUAUUGUUGUUUCUUAACCCUGGAAACCUCCAUUUCCAUGGUUCGUAGCUUCAUAACUGUAUCUAUGUUGGUGCCUUCCCCCUCAUUAUUUGUAUCUUUUAUUUUACAUUGUUGCUUCCAUGUAUUGUCACUUACCCUUAGAAUUUAGAACUGGGGAAUUUUUAUUAUUAUUAAUUAUAUAUAUAUUCUUUUCUCAAUUUAGGCCUACUUUUCUCCCAUGCUUUUUAAAAGUAAAUUCUUGAAAAAAAAUGUGUUGUUACAAAUUUUUGGCAGGAAAAAUAGGGAUUACGGGAUAAAUAUUAUUGCACUUGCUUGCAACAAAGUUUUGAAUACAUUUCUGAAGUAUUGUGACCAGGGGUUUCACCAAGGCAGGCCAUACAGAGUCGAGAGAAGUCGUUCUUCUCUAAGGUUUACGAGUAGACUAACAAAUUGUUCACUUGGUCUUCUCAGCUUCACACCAUUCUAAAUAUGGCUGCUUACUCAGAAUGUUGGUGGAACCCCUUAUUAUAACAUAUAUAUUUGGUCCCUCUGAAUCUAUACAUUUUUACUAUUUAAUUGGUAUGUAUUACCAUGGUAAAUUAUAUCAGACAUCUUGGUUUGUUGACCAACUGCCAGGCUGAUGUUUUAUUCUAUUUCUUGGUUUGUUUAAAAAGACAAGUAUCGAUACCAAAUAAUAUAUGGUACUGUUGAACAAAUGCAAUACUACAGCUUAGAUCGUAUCAACCAAUGAGAUAUUUAGAAAAUUCAGCAACUGCUUGUUGAAAAUGUCUUUCACAAAUAUAGUGUCUAUGUGCUUGUACCAAUUUUUUUGCUUUUUAAACUCAAUAUAGAUAUUAGAUUUCAGUCAACUACAAUAUUUCCGUUGUCUCUAAGACAAUUUUUUAAGAUCUCCUUUUUCCCUGUACAUAAUAAUUAAAAAAAAAAGUGGCUGAGGAAAGAUGUAAAUCAAUGUGUACAGUUUUGUUUUGAAAUCAAGUAGUUGUGUAGAUAUUAAUGUAUUUCCAAGUCAUUUGCCAAGGAUAUUUAAUAGUUCUAUAUAUACAUUGUAGUUGGUCUGGCUGUCAUACUGGAGACAUUGGAAAUUUGCAUUUUUAAGUGGAAUAAAUUUAUUUGUGUUUAUCUAAA
Saccoglossus kowalevskii is the source of this 2161-nucleotide messenger RNA. RefSeq names its product parkin coregulated gene protein-like. NCBI's taxonomy places the organism in Eukaryota, Metazoa, Hemichordata, Enteropneusta, Harrimaniidae. Gene Ontology annotation, molecular function: Hsp90 protein binding; Hsp70 protein binding. The record is from RefSeq and is a predicted model, not a curated record.